AUGGCGACGACGACGACGACGACGACGCGGUGGGGCGGGAGAUGGGGGGGGCGCGCGACGCGGACGCGUGGCGUGGGACGGACGGCGUCGAAUGGGUGGGGACGACGCGUCGGUCGCUCGCGCGCGCUCGUGGACGCGGGCGCGGUGGAGACGACCGCGGGCGGGCGCUUGGAGACGUUUCUGUGUAAGCCGGGGCGGCACGCGGCGUUCGAGGCGACGAAGACGGCGACGCGGCGGGUGCGGGAGCGGGACGACGGGCGCGCGGUGCGCGAGUACAUGGCGCUCCCGGCGUCCGAGUACAGCACCUUGGACGGUGAAUCGGUGGAACGCGUGAGCGAGGAUACGUUCAGGGUGGAGCUGAGUGAGUUGUCGUUCUUGGGGUUUACGCUGCGGCCGACGUUGACGGCGCGCGUGCGCGUGCGAGAGGAUGGGAGCGGAUGCGAGGUGCGCGUGGAGGAGAUGGAGCUCUCGGGAAGUGGAAUCGUGGAGAGCGCGAGCGAGGCGUUUGAGAUUGUGAGCGUGAAUAACGUCACGUGGAGUGAUGUGCCGAAAGAGGCGCUCAACGCGGAGGAGCUCGAGGUCCUGGAGGCGAGCGGCGGGGAGUUUAAGGAUUUUCAUAGCGAGACGAGGGUGAGCGUGUACUUGAUCAUUCCGGGAUGGUUCCCGUUCACGAUCAAGUCCACCGAGCGCACGGGAAGGUUCGUCGUGAGUCAGGUCGUCGGACAGGUCGUCCCGCGGUUCUUAGAUCAGCUCGCUGAGGAUUAUAGGAUGUGGUCGAGCGGGGACGAUUCGCGAACGGCGACGGGCGGCGGCAUGUUCGAGUGCAAAGUCGACGGCGAGUGCGAGGUCGCUUAA
This is a messenger RNA of Ostreococcus tauri, 855 nucleotides long. Its product is annotated as Protein of unknown function DUF1997. The record is from RefSeq and is a predicted model, not a curated record. The transcript has a single exon. NCBI's taxonomy places the organism in Eukaryota, Viridiplantae, Chlorophyta, Mamiellophyceae, Mamiellales, Bathycoccaceae. Bases 1 to 855 code for a protein of 284 amino acids.